Messenger RNA from Prionailurus viverrinus (fishing cat), 1068 nucleotides. RefSeq names its product apolipoprotein F (gene APOF). Gene Ontology annotation, biological process: cholesterol metabolic process. The transcript is spliced from 3 exons. Lineage: Eukaryota; Metazoa; Chordata; Mammalia; Carnivora; Felidae. Bases 1 to 1068 code for a protein of 355 amino acids. The record is from RefSeq and is a predicted model, not a curated record.
AUGGGGCAAAGAAAUGUCCAGAAAGGGACCCUGAACUUCCAGCCAUCUUUGACAAAAACUGGGCAUUCUCUGAAAACACUCUCCAUCCAGAUCCCUCUCCCAUAUCUUAAGACCUUCCAGGAUCUCUUGCAUGCUACCCACUCCAUAGCCACUCUGCCUGAGUACCUAUCCUACUUAGCUGUGGGGGUGUCCCUGGAGGAGUGUACUGUUUCAGACAUGUGUGGCCUCAGAUUCAUCACAAUACAAGUUGGGCUGCUUUUUUGCUACCUCCUGCUGCACCCUGUGGAUGCCAUUUCAUAUGGAAACCAGACAAAUAUUCUGAUGCACCUUCCCUCAUCCUUGAGGUCCUGGCCACCUUCCUCAGACCCUUUGUUCUGCCAGACCCUGCUCCCAAAGUCCCUGCCUGGCUUCACCGACGUGGCCCCUCUACUCAAGUUCUUGGUAGGCUUGCCACUGCUGAUCACCCUGGAGAAAGCUGGCUGCCAGGCUGAUACCUGGGCCCUGCAACUUCAGUUGUAUCAUCAGGGGGGUGUGAAAGCUACACAGAUCCUCAUCCGGCAUCUUCAAGGGCUCCAGAAAAGCAGAAGCACAGGGAGGGCAGUUUCAGUGGAUGCCCUGGCCUCUGCUCUACAGCUGUUGACCAGGGAGCAGCGGGGCCCACAAAGAGCCCAACGAUCCCUACCCAUCAAUGACUGUGAACAGGAGCAGGAGCAGGGUGUGCACGAUAUAGUCCAGCUGUUGCCAGGAGUGGGAACCUACUACAACCUGGGCACAGCUUUGUAUUAUGCUGCUCAGAACUGCUCAGACAAGGCCAAGGAACGAGGCCAAGAUGGGGUCAUAGAUAUGGGUUAUGACUUUCUGAUGACCAUGGUUGGGUUAUCUGGGGGACCCACAGGACUACUAAUCAGCACUGCACUUAAACCUGCAGUGAAGGCUGGGAUUCAACAGUUGAUCCAGUAUUACUAUGUGAAUGAGGCAAACACCCCUCUGCCAGAGAUCAGCGAGGAGACCUGGGGGAGGGCUUUAAAUGUGAGUGACCUGGAAGAAACAACUUCCAAGGCCCUUUGA